This is a messenger RNA of Psylliodes chrysocephalus, 1894 nucleotides long. NCBI's taxonomy places the organism in Eukaryota, Metazoa, Arthropoda, Insecta, Coleoptera, Chrysomelidae. The record is from the annotation of a GenBank genome assembly.
UCCGAUCGCCGCACAUUCUGCUGUAAAGGCUCCUAUGAUGAUAUAUAGAGUAGACGACUUAUAGUUAAACCGCGCUGGGAAGUGGCCCAGAUUACUGAGACUUUACAGCAUCAAGUCCUAAACCGAUAUCCUGUGUUCGGACGUUUAAGCACUUAAGACUUUUUAAUACUUACAGAGGAUUUCGUUGAAAGCACCGUGGAGUUCCGAUAUACGAGACUGAUUUGUAAGAUUGUUGUUUAGGUAGACCGUCGCUUUGGUGAUUGAAGAAAAUAUUUUGACGAAUCGGACUAGUAUACCUAAUUAGGUACGGAAAAUUGUGCGGUGAACGGACUAUUGUGAUAGAGACUGUGAUUUUGUGUUGUGGACGUUCGUUUUUGGAUUUUAUACGAAAAACUAUGCCAACACAACCCGCAUAUUAAUUUAGACGCAACAUAAUUUCGUCAAUCCUGCUCAACUACGUCAUGGAGCGCUUGGAAUCACUACAGGAUUCGCAGCUGUGUCUGCAGGACCUGGUGACCGGCGUGACAACUUCCUCGGCCAACUCGGACAUGCACGGCCAUCAUCCGCUCCACGACACCACCGUGUCCGUGAGUUCCGCCAUUUCCGGUAUCAUGAGCGGAACUUCGUCGUCGGUAUUGGGACAUCACGUGACCUCGCACUCGCACGACUCGCCGCACCAUCCGGGCGUGGUGCCGCACACGCCGUCGCUGCACCACGAACCGCUGGAGAAGCUGAAACUUUGGGCGGAAACCGGAGAUUUUCGGGAUGCUCACAACGGGAUGACGGGAUCAACAAUGGACCAUCCUCAGUUACCUUUUCCUGCUGCCGUUAGGACGAGAACACGAGAAAGAAAAGCCAGUAGAUCGCUGUCGGACACGAUAAAAACGGAGUCGGGCGUAGGCGUAGAAUCAUCAGAACCUGAUGACGGAAAAAACGACAAAAAGAACAAAAGACAAAGGCGGCAGAGGACCCACUUCACGAGCCAGCAGCUACAAGAAUUAGAAGCAACUUUCGCUAGGAAUAGAUAUCCCGAUAUGAGUACUAGGGAAGAAAUAGCCAUGUGGACGAAUUUAACGGAAGCUAGAGUUAGGGUAUGGUUCAAAAAUCGCAGAGCAAAAUGGCGAAAACGCGAACGCAACGCCAUGAACGCAAUGAACGCCGCCGAAUUCAAAACCGGUUUCGGCACCCAGUUCAACGGCCUCAUGCCCACCAUCAGCGACGACAGCUUUUACUCGUACUCUACCUACAACAACUGGGCCACCAAGGUGCCCAGUCCGCUAGGAACCAAACCCUUUUGGCCAGUGGUUCCCACUAACCACCACCAGAGCCCUGUUAACUGUUUUAACGCAGCUUCAUCCGUGACAGGAGCUACGAUGUCAGGCGCUGUAAGUUCAAUGCUUCCGGGUGGUAUGGGUACUGUGAUGACUUCGGCACCUGGAUCGGUGUCGGCGCAACCUUGCCCGUACACAACUCCGGCGAAUCCCUAUUCCAUGUACCAUCAUAGAGGAGCCUCAGAGCCUUGUACUGCUAUGUCAGCUUCGAGCAUAGCUUCCUUAAGGCUCAAGGCCAAGCAGCACUCCCCGUUCGUAGGCUACUCAAGCGUUAGUCCCGUCAGAUCAUCUUCCACGGGAUUGUCGGCUUGCCAGUACGCGGGGAGUGGGAUAGGAGUAGGGGAAAGGCCCGGCUGAGAACACGAGUUGGCCCUAAUCGGCCAUCUUAAGCACGAAGACCAGGACGAUUGAAGGACGGGGUUUUGGAUGCAAUUUUAAAUUGUUACUCCAAAUAAUAAGUAGUUCAAUGGUUUUGAUCGAAAUGUGUAUAUAUGUAUAUGCGUAAAUAUGACUUGAUGUUUUUGUAAAUAAGAAAAGAGAUCGAUGAGAAAUUUUGAAAUCUU